CUGCUGCAGCAGAUGAUCGACAUCGCCAUCGACGGCUUCCUGCUCACCCCCGUCCAGAAGAUCUGCAAAUACCCCCUGCAGCUGGCAGAGCUACUGAAAUACACCACUCCAGAGCACAGCGACUACGAGAACAUCACGGCAGCCUACGAGGCGAUGAAGAACGUUGCCUGCCUUAUUAACGAGAGGAAGAGGCGUCUGGAAAGCAUAGACAAGAUUGCACACUGGCAGGUCUCCAUCGUGGGCUGGGAGGGUGAUGAUGUUUUGGGCCGAAGUUCUGAACUGAUCCACUCCGGAGAGCUCACCAGAACCUCGAAGCAAGGCAAGACACAGCAGAGGACCUUCUUUCUGUUCGACCACCAGCUCAUCUACUGCAAGAAGGACAUCCUGAGACGAGACAUGUUCUACUACAAGGGACGCAUGGACAUGGACCAGAUGGAGGCUUUGGACGCCGAGGACGGCAAGGACAAAGACUUCAACGUCAACGUGAAGAACGCCUUCAAGCUCCGGAACAGAGCGACGGAGGAAGUGAGCCUGUUCUGCGCCAGGAAGCCGGAGGAGAAGCAGAGGUGGCUGCAGGCCUGUCGAGAUGAGCGGAAGAGGGUUCAGGAGGAUGAGGAAAUGGGAAUGGAAAUAUCAGAGACCCGGAAGAAGCAAGCCAUUGUGAAUGCCAGACAGUCGAGACGAGGAAAGAUGAAAGGUAUGAGCUACAAUGGCUGCCCAGUGCCCCCCCCGCACCAGUCCCUGCACCCCCUCCACCAGCGCCACGUCACCGUGCCAACCAGCCUCCCCCAGCAGCAGGUCUUCUCCCUGGCCGAACCCAAGCGCAAGCACGGCCCCUUCUGGCAGACCUUCACCAAGCUCACGGCCUUCAAGAAGUGAGGAGGAGGAGUCGGGGGCGGGACACCCCCCCAGGGGCGGGGCUCUUUCUACAUGAAGGCAGGGUCCAGCAUCGGCCUGUGGGACUCCACCCGCGGCUCACUCACAGGUGCGAAGGACAAAGCCUUUGCCUCCGAUAGCUGUCGAUUUGAAGCCAGGAGCAGAACUCCAGUAUAAAGCUUUACAAAAGAAAAAGUGCUUGGAAGUAAACUUUCACUCGUGUACUUUUAAAGUGUGCUAAUGAUGAGCAAUGUAAAUAUAUAUGUAUAUAUGUAAUAUACAGAGGACUGUAUGUAUGCUGUGCUGAGCAAAGCUUACACGUGUCUUAUAUGUACUACCGCCGUAUCUUCCUUUAAAGGCUGGCUCCUUUUUAGAGCUCUUGAAUAGAAUCCAGCCCAUUUCAACCUGUCCCCAAGUUCAAACGAGAAGCACAGUUCAGAGGACUGCAAGCAUGUAUGGACUUUCCUGUAAGCACAGAUUCAUGACGUUUUCACAGGAGACAUUCCCAUAUGGUACAAUGGGGCCAAACCUACCCCACCCCCCAUCACUCUUGCAGACAUUAAUAUGUACAGGGGGUAUGAUGACAGGACGUGCAUUUGACUGAGGAUUCACAGUUGAGUUCUGGACUGCAAAACAGCAUUUUAUUUUUGUCCGUAAUGUUGUUGUUUUUUUCUAAUAACAAAGCCUUACUGUAUUUUUUUGUAGUCUGUAUUAAAUGCAGCAUUUCUUUUGAUGUAUAACUUGUGGCAUUUGACUGCGCCUGGUGUAUUGAAGCAAAUGAAGAAAGCAUCCCUCUAGUCAGGUUGACGACGGCCUGUACAAACUACUGUUGUUGUUGUUGUUGUGAUUUUUAGGCCGAGUUCAAGGAGUGUAACGGAAACCCUUGUGACCUGCAGACGGGAGGCCCAUGGCCCCUUCUUACUUAACUCUCUUAUUUUAUCCUCACAGUUUUGUGAAAGUGAAAAGGGAUGUUUUAAAGCUUUAAAGGUUCAAACAAGUGCUUAUGUACCCUUUUCCAGAAAGCCUGCGGUCUCGGGUUGAGUCGGUAGCCGCUCCCUCAGUGUCACUGUUGACGAGCACAUCUUUGUGAUGCAGCUAUGUACAAUGAUCAGCUGAAUUGGACCCCUCUAGUAGUUUUCUUGCUACCUCUCUGAAGAGUCUAGUUUAGGCAGCGCACACUGUAUUCUCAAGGUUCAAUCUUAUUUUUUUUAAAGGCAGAAUUAUUGCUCAUCGAUUUGGAGUACUCCAGAACAAAUGUCAGAACCACGUACCGAACUGCCUGGGGUCUGUUGGUAGCUGCGUUUUAUAGUUGGAGCUGUUUUUAAGUAUUAACUACACUGUAUGAGUCUGUAAGACUAUAGGGGACCUGUACUUGCAUGUGUUUUAUCAGAUACAAACAUGGUGCAAUUUAUUUUUUGGAGCGUUUUGAAGAGUGAAGUGCUUCCUCAGCAGUAGAUGAAACCACUGCUCAGGCUGAUGGUCAGGUGUAGCCAUGCCUUGCCUUUGCUGAUUAACACAGGCACUGCUCAGAAACACAUGGGCUGUGUUACAACGUACUGCUGCAGAUGAUGGCUGCAUGUACACCUUUACUGUGUGCUCUUGGCUCUUAAAUGGCUGUGUAUUGCUCUGCUUUUUUACAGUGCCUAGAGCACUCAUUGCAGUGCCCUCAGAGGGGUGAAAUGUCACUGCAGAUGUUAAAUUGCUCUGACAUCGUUGCAGGAAAUGUAGCCUGUUGCUCAAGUUCAGGAUCUCAUCAUAAGAAGAACAAGGUGCUAAUAAAGCCACUGCAUUCUCCUUUUUUUUUUUUUUUUAGCAGUGGAGCUUGCUGUAAAUUGCCAACCCUGUUUUUGUUUGUAUUUAUUUUGUUCCAUGCCUGUGUGCUUGCGCAGUGUGCUGCGAGUUCAGUUUGAUCUGACGUGGAGUCAGUGCUGUGUGUUAAACUAUGGAGGGGUGCAGCUUCUUGAAUAGCACAGUGACUCCUAGUGGUUUAAGAGAAUACCUUGCAAGCUGUGCUGUGUAUGGUUAGUCAUGAACGACCUUUGUAAGCCAAAGGGCAGUUGCCAUGGAAACUCCUUUACGGCCAUGACCCUUCUAUUUUGAUAUUUCUGGCAUCCAGUUUAAAAGUACCUCUGGAAUAUUAUGUAGUAUAUCUAUACAUAUAUAACAUUGUUGUGUAAAUAUUAUGAAUUUGUAUGUCUUUAUUUGAUAUAUUUUGUCAUGGCCGGAUUAUCUUUUUUCUUUUUGUGUGUGUGUUUUUGUGACAAACUGACUAUUUGUACGUGCAAAUGCAUUUUGACAGUCUUGUAUGUGUAGCUAAGCAUGCACGAGUGGCUGGCAUGAUAAAGGAAGAGGCUUCAGAGCCCUGUGAGCAGUCUGUCCACAGCUGAAGCAUGCAUUGUACAGUUAUUGUGACUGUGUCUAUUUAUGAAGACCAUCCUGUUUCCUGUCUUUGGAAUCAAAAUAAUCUAUUUUGUUGAAAUAAAUACCAUCCUUAUUCAAUUCAA
Polyodon spathula (Mississippi paddlefish) is the source of this 3380-nucleotide messenger RNA. RefSeq names its product spermatogenesis-associated protein 13-like. The annotation marks the transcript as partial. Lineage: Eukaryota; Metazoa; Chordata; Actinopteri; Acipenseriformes; Polyodontidae. Gene Ontology annotation, molecular function: guanyl-nucleotide exchange factor activity. The transcript is spliced from 5 exons. The record is from RefSeq and is a predicted model, not a curated record.